Molecule: messenger RNA, 1798 nt
Organism: Branchiostoma floridae (Florida lancelet)
Lineage: Eukaryota; Metazoa; Chordata; Leptocardii; Amphioxiformes; Branchiostomatidae
Product: inositol monophosphatase 1-like
Exons: 9
Coding region: 158-982 (274 amino acids)
Biological process (GO): phosphatidylinositol phosphate biosynthetic process; signal transduction; inositol metabolic process
Molecular function (GO): inositol monophosphate 1-phosphatase activity
Source: RefSeq, a predicted model, not a curated record
UUGAACUUGUUGUUGAUGGUUUGAGCUUCAUCCAAGGUCGUAACAGACAUACAUCGGGUUCUUUCAGUAGUGUAGAAAGAGGUGGAUAUUUUUGUUGAAUACUCUGCAAGUUUAAGAUCGUAUCGAGACCGUUCGACCAACAGGGAACGUAGCGAGGAUGGAGACCUGGGAUGAAUGCUUCCAUGCCGCCGUGGAUGUGGCGAGAAAAGCAGGGGAGGAAAUCAAAGUUGCCUUCAGUAGUGAGAAAAGAAUUCAGACCAAAUCCAGUGCUACAGACCUGGUGACAGAGACUGACGUAAAGGUGGAGAACAUGAUCAUCUCCACACUGAAGGAAAAGUUUCCAACACACAGUUUCAUAGGUGAGGAGUCAGCCGCGGCAGGUGAGAAAGUAGAGUUGACUGACAACCCCACCUGGAUCAUUGACCCUGUGGACGGUACCACUAACUUUGUGCACGGGUUCCCGUUUGUGGCUGUGUCAAUAGCGUUGUCGGUAAACAAAAAGGUGGUGGUUGGUAUUGUUUACAACGCCAUUCUAGACUACAUGUUCACAGCACAGCUAGGGAAGGGUGCCUUCAUGAACGGAAAGCCUAUCCAUGUUUCUGGACAAGAAGAUAUCAAGAAGACCCUGCUUAUCGCAGAACUUGGGAAGAGCAGAGACGCAAAAGUGUUGGAUAUAAUCUUCGGAAAUCUGCGGGAGUUCUACAAUGAGGAAAAUAUAACUCAUGGGUGCAGAAUACUUGGUUGUGCCACUCUGGACAUGUGUCAGGUGGCCAGCGGUGCUGGAGACGCAUAUUACAUGUCUGGGAAGUACGGCAUUGGUGUGUGGGACAUGGCUGCAGGAGCGCUGAUAGUCACGGAGGCAGGGGGAGUAGUGAUGGACACCACAGGAGGACCGUUUGACAUGAUGUCCAGGCGUGUCCUGUGUGCGAGUAGCGAGAAACUGGCGAGGACGAUAGCGGAAGGGCUGACGCAGUUGGACUAACGCAUUCAGUAACUAGAAAGGCAACAUUUUUGCAAAAAUGCAGGAUGUUUUCCCUCUAGCAUUGUGUCAAGCUACUCGCAUACAAUAUUGUACCAUUAGGCUUCGCCAUUUGAAAGUAGUGUGUGUGGGUGAAAAAAAGACUUUGGGCUAUGAAUGGGGGCAUCUGAGUAGCUUGACGUGAUAGCCAGUGCUGGUAGACAGCCCAGGUAGCCAGGCCUGGUGGGCAGUCCAGUCUUUUCCGUAUUCCUUUUGUUUUGCAAGGGGGAGGAACGAAAAAGGACACUCCAGCAAAACAUAAUCAUAAGAUAGAAGUGUUCCUGGCAAAUCGCUUCAGUCAAAGCGUGAUGUUAUGUGUCGUACGUUAUACCUUGACGAACAAGAUACAAUUGUACUUUGACGUCUUGAGUAAAAUACAAGCGACCAGCGUUUUUUUUUCUAUUCUGUCUAGAGCUAAUUGAAGACGAAUAUCACUUUUUGAUUGUUUGCCCCAAAUAUUCUGUUAUAUGCAAUUCACUGUACACAAGGCUAUCAUACAACAUAUCGGAAUUUACCUCAAUAAACGUAAAGAUAGUAAAUUUACUUCCAUUAUGACACGUAACAACCCUUUCAUGGUAUACACCGGAAAAUAUAUUAAAGAAUGUCUGGGCGCUAGAAAUCAGUGUAAUGAUUGUAAAAGACCAUUUUCAUCCCAUAUUAUGCACCAUUGUAUAACCUUGAUCAGUCUUAUAUAACUGUAUUCAUGUAUCAGUAGAUGACGUGAUUUGUGCCUUGUACAUUGAAGCGCAAUAAAGUUACAAAGUACAAAAAAGUACAAAA